Messenger RNA from Cornus florida, 1139 nucleotides. RefSeq names its product endochitinase EP3-like. Gene Ontology annotation, molecular function: chitin binding; chitinase activity. The coding region runs from base 63 to 884 and encodes 273 amino acids. The transcript is spliced from 2 exons. The record is from RefSeq and is a predicted model, not a curated record. NCBI's taxonomy places the organism in Eukaryota, Viridiplantae, Streptophyta, Magnoliopsida, Cornales, Cornaceae. Gene Ontology annotation, biological process: cell wall macromolecule catabolic process; chitin catabolic process; carbohydrate metabolic process.
UCUCAACCUUAUCGGUACACCACUCAGUUCUGUUCUAAUUCUAACACCAAUUCUUUCCAAAAAUGGUUGCUUUCAAUUUAGCAAACACUUUACUCACCAUCAUUCUGUCCGGAAUCCUCCUCGGAUCUCUGCCGGAAUCAGUGGUGGGUCAGAACUGCGGUUGCGCCGCAGACCAAUGCUGUAGUCGGUAUGGCUACUGUGGCACUGGCAAUGACUAUUGCGGCACAGGUUGCCAAGAGGGGCCUUGCUAUGUCAGUCCUAGUAGUGGCGUCGUGGUUGCUGAUGUUGUGACGGACCCGUUCUUUAAUGCCAUCAUCGACGUAGCCGCUGCGAAUUGCGUCGGAAAGAACUUCUACACCAGAGCUGCAUUUCUUGAAGCUGCCAAUUCUUACUCUCAAUUUGGCACCACUGGUUCUGUUGAUGAUUCCAAGCGUGAGAUCGCAGCUUUCUUUGCACAUGUGACACAUGAAACUGGACAUUUUUGCUAUACUGAAGAGAUUGAUGGUCCCUCUAAGGACUACUGCGACGAAGACAAUACAGAGUAUCCAUGUGUAACAGGCAAGGGUUAUUAUGGCCGAGGUCCUAUUCAGCUAUCAUGGAACUUUAAUUAUGGUCCAGCCGGAAAAGCUAUCGGAUUUGAUGGACUAAACAACCCUGACAUUGUGGCUUCAGACGUACUUGUGUCAUUCAAGACGGCCUUAUGGUAUUGGAUGACCUUUGUUCACCCUGUCAUCGGAGAAGGGUUCGGGGCAACCAUCCGUGCCAUCAAUGGUGCUCUUGAAUGUGAUGGUGGAAACCCUGACACUGUUAACGCUCGUGUAGGGUAUUAUACAGACUACUGCAAUGAACUUGGUGUCGCGCCUGGUGAUAAUCUGCGCUGCUAAUUCACAUAUUAAAGUUCUUCUAAUACAAUUUUUCUUUGGGUACACGACAGGGAAGAAUAUAAAGAGUGGUCUGCACUUUGUUUAGGUUCUUAUUGAUACUUUCCUGUAUUUUGGACUAAUAUACUCUUUUAACUACUUGUUUUGAUUUAUGAACUAGAAGGGAUCCAAAUAAAUGAUAGGAAUAAAAAUGUAUCAUUUGGUUGAUGUUAUAUGUUAUAUGAUAAGCUUGAGAAUGUAAAAUAUAUUUUUAUGUAA